AUGAUCGUGCGACCGUCUUUUUGGGCAACUCUGUAUCCUGGAAUCGCUCGCAGAUUGAGAGAACGUGGAACUGAGAAGCAGGAGCCGAAGAAGAAGGACAAGCCAUGGAACCCGGCCACUUUCUUCUUCUGGAUUUUCAUUCUCAUAGGUUCCCAAAGCAUUAACAUGCUUGUGUUGCAAAAUGAAUAUCAAAUAUUUAGUCGCAAGGCCGAUGGCAAAAUUGCUCUACUGCGGGAGGUAAUUGAAAAGGUCCAGCGGGGCGAAGACGUGGAUGUAGAGAAAGUGCUGGGAACGGGUGACAAUCUCCAAGAACGCGAGUGGAAGGAAGUUCAAAGUCUCCCAAUAAGCCCGCCGCAUUACGAUCUUUAUCUAGACAGAAAAGUCCUUUCAACUACAACUCGUCAGAGCAGAGUGACACAAAUACUUGGCGAAGAGAUUGGAAACGACGGCUUGGACCUUGAUUUUUACACAGCCAACGGAAGCCACGGAACAAAAUUUCGAGCGACAGCUCUCAGCUGGAAGAUUGAGAUUGGUUACUGGAAACCUAUUUCCCUCAAAGUCUUGAGACAGCCGGAAAUGUAG
This is a messenger RNA of Bacidia gigantensis, 582 nucleotides long. RefSeq lists its product as uncharacterized. Lineage: Eukaryota; Fungi; Ascomycota; Lecanoromycetes; Lecanorales; Ramalinaceae. The record is from RefSeq and is a predicted model, not a curated record. The coding region runs from base 1 to 582 and encodes 193 amino acids. The transcript is spliced from 2 exons.